CCUCCGUUUGGUGUUUUCGUCGAUGUGGUCAGUGAAUGUAAAAAAAGAACACAGUCGUAGUUUAAGUGCCAAUUUGUUCCAAAAAUGUCGACCAUCGGAGCGCUGCACAAAUUCCAGUCCCGUUUAACGGAGCGCUUUACCUACGCCGCCAUGGAGAUUUAUAAAGAAGUGGAGCAUAUUGUGAGAGGAUAUCAGGAGGAGAACCAGCGUCUGCGCUUCUUGCUGCACAACAUGAGGAACUCUCCCAAUGUCGAAAACAAUAGAGUCUCUAUAUCAGCUACAGCUGUCAAAGAGCAACCUCCUAAGUUGGACUCUGCUAUGAAGAUUCCAGAGCCCUUGACUAAAACACCUCAAAUGGGACAUACUACAUUUGAGACAUUGGCCAACAUACCUGAAGAUGAGCCACCAGAAGAAUCCAAGCCACUGGCCAAUGUGCUUAAAGAGGAGCUGACGGAAAUACCUGUGUCACCUGCAAAGGUUUUCCAGUCCCUGGCCUACAUAUCUGAUGAGCAGCAAAUGGAAUAUGAUGGCAACUUGGCAGCAGAAGUAGAAAGCGAAGACAAUUGCAUCACGGAAGAGUGUCUUCAAAGUGAGGCCAAAGAUGAAGUCACUACCUCGCUGCGGGAUAUGACCUUUGGAAACUUCAACACGCCCAAAGAAGACCAAGGACCUCUGCAACUUCCAAACAACUCGUACAAAAAGAGGAGUAGUAGGGAGGACAAGCCAAAGAGGAAAAACGUGAUGACGACCAUAGCACUGAAAAAGGAACUUAUCGCCAAGUGGGAGAGGGGUACGCGGGUCUCUGACCUGGCUGUCCAGUACAAUAUGGCUAAGUCGACAAUAUCGACUAUACUGAAGAGAAAAGAAGCCAUCAAAGCUGCUGAUGUGGCAAAAGGGGUGAAAACACUUAGCAGCAGAAGAAGCGAUAAAGUGGAAGAAGUGGAAAAAGUUCUGCUGGAGUGGAUUACCCAUAAACAGUUGAGGGGCGACACGGUGUCAGAGACCCUGAUUUGUGACAAGGCCAGGGAGCUUCACAAUGCUCUGACUAGAGACAACCCAGGGGGCAGUGCUGACCAGUUCAAGGCCAGCAAGGGCUGGUUUUGCAAAUUUAAAAAAAGAAGUGGAAUCCAUGGCGUGCUAAGACCGGGGGAGGCUGCCAGGGCUGAAAAGGAAAGCAACCACAGAUUUGAAGACGAAUUCGAAGACUUGGUUGACAACCACGGCUUUCUCUCUUAAGUGUUUGUGACGGAACUGGAAGAGAAGAACACCUGCAGAACCAGACGGCGGAGACCUGAAUAUAAAAGCACUGCACGUGUACUAGUUUUUAAAAAAUUAAAAACUACACAUUUUGGAUUACCUGACAGUUUUGAGACGUGUGAUGGACCUGUUGACUCGUGCAAUACAAUCAAAGAGAAACCUUUCAAAAGGUUACAAAGAGGGCGGUGUGAUGCGAAACUGAGCCUUCGUACUGUCCAGAGAUUUGGAAGGCUUGGAAGCCAUCGUCCAUGGACCUGGAGAUUGAUAAAGAGUGCUGGCAAAUUGCAGUCUUCACGGGCAAAGAGAAUCUGCUAAGGAACUAUGUGAGAAGGAGGAACAAGAGUCUGCAGUCCAGUUGUGCAAUCUCACCUCCCAAGAUGCCGUCUGACCCCUCAUCCAAGUUAAGACGGCUGAAGACUGCAGAGAGCAGGAGACAACCCUGGUGUUUGCAAGAAUGGAGACCUACAAGUCUUAAAAUUGUUGAAGAGGAGUACUGCUUGAAUUCCUGAUGUAGUAAAAGCCAAGUUUAGACACCGGAACAGGGCGCCCGGAUUUACAAAUAUUAUAGCUACUAUUUUCCUACAAACCUAGAAUCGGUUUGUCGCAAGGCACACCUUUUACACCACUUUUUCUCACUUGAAAGGCAUGUAGCAUGUUAGAAUACUGACAUACAGACAGAAACCUGAAUUUAGGACUGUGAAGAAAUGGUCCAAGGAAUCCAAGCAGUGAGUCAAAGGAUGGUACAGAUUGCAGUGACUUUGAAGAAGUCACCGUGACAUCAUGCCUCAGCUUCUGUGAGAACAUGUAUGUGCAGACUAGGACCUUCUGCACAUACUACAACAAUCCCUGGUUUAAGGAGUGGGGAUGGGCUACUGUGCUAGCAGGCCAGGAACCAACUGGCGAAGGAGAUCAGGGUCGCUAAAAUGAGCUCCACUGAGAAGCUAAAACAAUGUUUCUCAUCUAACGAAGCCCUCAGAGGUUUGGAAAUGCCUGGGAGAGGUCACCCAAACCCCGCCCUGCAGCAACAAUGGACAGGCUGGGGACCUGAACACCUUCUACUUCUGGUUUCCACAACCAUCACCCCCCAAAAGUCCCUCCUUCUCAACCCACACCUGCACUGACCAUCAAUUAAAAGGAUAUGAGCCAACUCUUCCAGGAACCAAAGACCAGAACGGUUCCAGGACCAGAUGGUGUGCCUCCCCUCCUGCCUGAGCGUCUGUGCUGAUCUUCAACUCAUCACUGGCGCUGUACGAAGUGCCCUCCUGCUUCAAAGGCUCCACGACCAUCCCAGUCCCAAAAGAAAGCUGCCAUCACAGAACUCUAUAGACCUGACAUCCGUGGUCAUGAAGUCCUUUGAGAGACUGGUGCUGCGCCACCUAAAGGACAUCACAGGCGCCCGGCUGGGUGCCCUGCCGUUUGGGUAAAUUGGUUGAUGGAGAAUGCAGUCAUCCAUCCAUCCAUCCAUCCAUCAUCUUCCGCUUAUCCGAGGUCGGGUCGCGGGGGCAGCAGCCUAAGCAGGGAAGCCCAGACUUCCCUAUCUCCAGCCACUUCGUCUAGCUCUUCCCGGGGGAUCCCGAGGCGUUCCCAGGCCAGCCGGGAGACAUAGUCUUCCCAACGUGUCCUGGGUCUUCCCCGUGGCCUCCUACCAGUCGGAUGUGCCAUAAACACCUCCCUAGGGAGGCGUUCGGGUGGCAUCCUGACCAGAUGCCCGAACCACCUCAUCUGGCUCCUCUCGAUGUGGAGGAGCAGCGGCUUUACUUUGAGUUCCUCCCGGGUGGCAGAGCUUCUAACCCUAUCUCUAAGGAAGGCAAAGCUCUCAAUUUACCGGUCGAUCUACGUUCUCAUCCUCACCUAUGGUCAUGAGCUUUGGGUCAUGACCGAAAGGAUAAGAUCACGGGUACAAGCGGCCGGAAUGAGUUUCCUCCGCCGGGUGGCGGGGCUCUCCCUUAGAGAAUGCAGUCAGCCACACCCUAAAUCACCUCGACUCCCCAGGAUCCCGUUUGUGGACCAUAGCUCUUAUCUGCAUUGAACACCCAUCUUGAUUACCCUGCACCAUAAACCCCACCUGUCAGUGAAUCACCAACUUCCUGACUGAGGAGGCUGCAGGUAAGGGCUUCCAAUGCUUUUCUCCCUCGACACCAACAACCACACCUCGGGGGAUCCUUCUGUAAAACUCUUGAAGUUCGCAGACGACACAACCGUCGUCAGUCUCAUCCAGGACGGUGACGGGUUCCUACGGACGGGAGGUGGAACAGCUGACUUUCUGGUGCGGUCAGAACCAUCUGGAGGUGAACUGUGGAGAUGCCAGCACACCCCAACACAGUGUCUACUGGGACUUCUUCUGAGUUCCUGGGAUCCACAAUCUCACGCGACCUGAAGUAGACAAAAUCAGAAAGAAGGAUGUACUUCUUGCGUCAGCUCAAUAAGUUACAACCUGCCCCAGGAUCUGUCGAUUAUGUUCCAGACCUCCAUCGUUCAGUAUGACUUGUGCAGCCUCCAUCACUGUCAAGCUGGACAGACACAGAGACUGCAAGGGACAAUGAGGACUGUAGAAAAGAUCAUCGGUGUCCAUCUUCCCCCACAUCCAGGACUUAGACCGGUCCAGGGUCAGGAAACGGGACAUUAGCAUCAUUGCAGUCCCGUCAGGGGUUAAAAAUGGCUGUACGCCAAAACAAGCCAUCAUAAAGAACACUUUCUUCUGAUGAGCCAUGUGGAAUAACACUGAAACUAUUCUGUCCCUGAACGUACUAAAUCAUGAUCACGUCAUUACCUUUUUUUGCUCUGUUCACCGCUGCACUAUUAUUUAUUAGCCUUGCACAUUUUAGUAACUUAAGCACUUGUUUAUUUAUUGUUUACAUUGAACAAAGAGAGCACAGACUAUCAAGUCCAAUGUCUUGUGUUAAACAUACCUCGCCAAUAAAGCUGCUAAUGAAUU
Messenger RNA from Nerophis ophidion (straightnose pipefish), 4192 nucleotides. RefSeq lists its product as uncharacterized. The transcript is spliced from 5 exons. Gene Ontology annotation, molecular function: DNA binding. The record is from RefSeq and is a predicted model, not a curated record. Bases 85 to 1236 code for a protein of 383 amino acids. Gene Ontology annotation, cellular component: nucleus. NCBI's taxonomy places the organism in Eukaryota, Metazoa, Chordata, Actinopteri, Syngnathiformes, Syngnathidae.